ACUGCUCAUGCCAAUCAACGAGUAGUGCAAGGCCCAAUCCUAAUCGCAAAAUCGGCAUUUCGAGGAAUCUUGAAGGAGCAUGUCUUCCGCAGGAGCUGCACCAAGACAGGCACAGGCCAACGCCGCGCCUGCAGCGCGAGAGGAGCAGUCGACAUGGCAGAGGCUAUGGGGUGUGGCCCAGCAAAUGCUAGUUAUGUACCUAGUCAUGCAAGUCGCCACGAAGUUCUUUGCCCCCAAACAGGCGGAUGCUCCUGCACCGUCCACUGCUGCUCAGGAUAGUCGCGCAGCACAACCGGGCUCUCAGGGCUCCCAGGCCGCUACACCGCAGCAGGCGACCCCGGGAUGGCCUCUUGGUAUACCGUUGGCCAUGCACGUGCACUUCUCAACCACGCCGGACGGCUCAGAUGUCUUCGCGAAUCAAUGGUCCUCAGACUCUGCGUCAAGCAAGGCACAGUUCCCGAGCUUUGUCUGGGAGAACAUCACGUACGGCGACUUCAAGGAGUCACGAACAGUUGACCUGGUGCUGGAUUUGCCGGAUAGCAUACAACAUAACGGAUCUCUCUGGGCGGAUAUAUUCCUCGUAAAGGACGGUGCAAGUCCUGACCCAUCAAAGCCGAACUUUGACGUUCGCGCCAUCCAUCGUGCGAGGAAAUUGUUAACACGGUACCUACCGAAGGCUAAGGUUCGCAAACAGAAGAAUUUGCUCAGCGGCGGGCAGGAAGAAGAGCCAGAAGAGGCGGAGGAGCCUCAACAGGACGACAUAAUUGUGUCUCACUGGCAUUCUAACCUUACGCUGGCUCUUGUCUCUGAUGCGACAGUCAUACCCAUUACCAAGCUGCCUGAACCUGUCGCAAGACACGUUGAGGCCUACCCCGAAAGUGACCAGUCCGGGACCAAGAUAUUCUACAAGCCCAUCAUGUACCCGAAUGAUUUCUGGUUGCUCCGUUCACAAUUCUUCGAGAUCAACACCACCACUCCGCAGCUUCCUCUCCAAGUCACUUUCCAGCCCAUGUCGUACUGGAAGUUCCAAAUCUUCGCUACCAUGACGCAAGGAUUCGACGAAGCCGCCAAACAGCAGGGCAGUGCGGGCGGUGCGGAGUUGGACGAAAUCAAGCGGAUGCUUGUGGAGACUAACCCGUGGUUCUUGGGUUUGACUGCGCUGGUUAGCGUGCUGCACAUGGUGUUUGAGAUGCUUGCCUUCAGUUCGGAUGUGUCACAUUGGAGACACAAACAGGAGCUCGUCGGUGUAUCCGUGCGGAUCGUCACGAAUGUCGUCGUCCAGAUCAUUAUCCUACUGUAUCUCAUCGACAAUAAUGAACAGACUAGCUGGAUGAUUCUAAUGGGCUCUGGCGUUGGUGUUCUCAUCGAGGCCUGGAAGAUCACGAAGGCCGUAGACAUCGGCAUCGCGCCCUCGGCCCCGGGUUCAUGGUUCCCAUACCGCUUGGACAUCCAAGAUAAGCAUGUCUUGACUGAGGACGAGAAGAAGACCCAAGAGUACGACAAGCUCGCGUUCCGCUACGUGUCUUAUGUCACGAUCCCAUGCUUGGCGGGUUACACCGUCUACUCGCUUCUCUACGAGACACAUAGAGGCUGGUACAGUUUCGUCAUCUCAACACUGACGUCCUUCGUGUACAUGUUUGGUUUCGCACAACUCGUCCCGCAACUGAUCAUAAACUACAAACUCAAGAGCGUUGCCCACAUGCCCAUGAAGGCGAUGAUAUACAAGUCUUUGUCGACGGUUGUGGAUGAUCUUUUCGCGUUUUGCAUUAAAAUGCCGUUCUUGCACAGAUUGGCAUGUUUCCGGGACGACGUUGUGUUCCUCGUUUUUCUCUACCAACGGUGGAUAUACCGAAUCGACCCGAAGCGAGUGAACGAAUAUGGUCAAGUGAUGGCAUCGGAAGUAGAUGCCGUACAAGCGAAGGAGGGGAAGGAGGACGCAGAGACCAAGAAGAACAAAUGAUCAAUUGGAUGACCAGUCUGAGGGUGCCCUGUAUAGAUGCUACACGUUGUAUGUAUCACGGCCGGAACAUGCGCGAAAUUCCUGUUCGUCUCAUCUGACGGGCGGGCGUAUGGCAGAGGAUGCCCCAUAUGUACUGAGCUGGGCCACUCGCCGGGACGCUGCGGUGUUGAGAAAGGUAUGCUGGGAGGAGGAGGCCGUCCGUGGAC
This is a messenger RNA of Rhodofomes roseus, 2166 nucleotides long. Its product is annotated as cleft lip and palate associated transmembrane protein. Gene Ontology annotation, cellular component: membrane; endomembrane system. The coding region runs from base 80 to 1960 and encodes 626 amino acids. The transcript is spliced from 17 exons. NCBI's taxonomy places the organism in Eukaryota, Fungi, Basidiomycota, Agaricomycetes, Polyporales, Fomitopsidaceae. The record is from RefSeq and is a predicted model, not a curated record.